Molecule: messenger RNA, 1695 nt
Organism: Lates calcarifer (barramundi perch)
Lineage: Eukaryota; Metazoa; Chordata; Actinopteri; Centropomidae
Gene: sid1
Product: secreted immunoglobulin domain 1
Exons: 5
Coding region: 991-1518 (175 amino acids)
Molecular function (GO): peptide antigen binding
Source: RefSeq, a predicted model, not a curated record
UACUAAAGUCUGUCAGUGAUCAUUCAGCAGCUUCACUCUGGAAAACGUUUUAACCUGAGUCCAGUAAAGAGUCGGAGGAAGUGACGGCAGAGUCAGUGUUUCCUGAACGAAGCGGUGAGUCACUGCUGCUCCACGUUAACGAGCUGAAAACGCUUCAUUCCUGAAAAACCUUCAUUAGACGACAAACAUGAAGCGUCUGUUCCCAUCGUUUUAAACCGGAGCAGAGCUUCAGAGCUGCUGCACAAACAGGAAGCUUUCUGUGGUCUGAGUCUGGACGUGAAGAAGGUCACUGCUCUGCUGAGCCCGUUUCCUCCGUCCAAACACAGGAAGUGCUGCAAGUUCAGACCUGAUCACCUCGUGUCCUCUGUUACUGAAGCUGAGCUGAGUCUGAACCGAGUCGAUGUGUUUCCAGAGGAAUCAGAGGAAUCCUGCUGACACAUGGUCAGAGUUUCAACACCGAGCUGAGACACAGCGGGGGGGUGUUUAACAGAGGGGGGGGGUUAUGUCUCCUCUCCUCAGAUUAUUUUCGGCUGCGGUCGCUGCAGCGCCGCCCUGAGGCUGGAACGCUUCAUCACACUGAGAGUCAUUGUCUCCACCCCCCACCCCCCACCCAGCAGCUGAGUCCAGUAUCAGGAGACUGAUCCCAGGUUCUGUGGUUCCUGGUUUUUAAGUAAACUGAAUUUCUCUGGGUUCCUGACUCAGACGAGACGUAUGAAGACGUCAUCCACCGAUCGAUCGAUCAGUGGAGGUAAUAAACAGCAGAUAUUUGCGGUCUGACUCCAGACCUCCUCACUGUAGAUCCUGGUCCCUGCAGGUCUGUGGAGGGACCGGGUUUGAUUCUGUGUAUCUGCAGUUUACAGCAGCAACAUGUGACUCCAGGUUCAGUAAUCUGCUGUUUAAUGAGGAUUUCAGACCCAGAGCCAGAACCUGAGAGACGGUUAUGACCCUGAUGGUGCUCCCAGUGUGUCUGUUGUGUGUCUGUUGUUUUGAAUGACACGCUCGGCUGCUCUGAAGAACAGCAGCAGCAGCAGCAGUUGUUUCCUCAGUCGGUUGACGAUGGCGUCUGUGUCGUCGUGUCUGAUCCUGGUCUCUCUCUGUGGUUUGUGUUGGGAGCACAGAGCCGCCGCCCUGCCAGCCUCCACCGUCCAGGUGAGAGUCGGGGAGGACGCCACCCUGCACUGCCCCCUGCUGGACACUUCCACCACCACCAGCACCACCAGCACCAUGACUGUCAACACCACCACCUCCUCUGCUCCGUCCACCUCCUCCAACCUGAGCUGGUACAGGAAGGCAGCAGGACAGAGUCCUCAGCUGCUGCUCACCAUGAGGUCUGCAGGCGGCUCCAGGGUGAAGUACGGCUCCGGUGUUCGUCCUGAUAAAGUCUCGGCUGCAGCCGAUGGAUCUCUGCUGCUGCGACGCUCCGAGCAGAGCGACGCUGCAGUUUAUUACUGCGGCCUCAGCCAAGGACCGGAGCCCAGAGACAGGAAACAAAAACCACGGAGACUCACCAAGAAAUGAUGUGAACUCAGAGCUGACCGUCCAGACUCUCACUUCAGUUUAGCUUUAGUCAGACCAGGGUUGAUUCUCUGUGAUUUUAGAAUUCAUUUCAGACUGUAGGAAAGCCAUGAGGAGAGAACAUGAACAGCUGUUUGACAUCAGAUCAAUACAAUAAAAGUGUCUUUAAUCAGCUCAUGA